GCUGUAGUGAAUCGGACACAUUUGAACGUUGCGCACAAGUAUACUUCCUGGUGCAUCUGACACCAGUGUUGAUUUUUUACCUUUGUGAAUCGUCAAACGCCUACGCAUGUCGCUUAUUCCGCUGCCAUUGCAAUCAGAUUUGCUGAUUGCACUGCACCCUUCAAUGACUCCGGUGUUACCAUGGAGCACCAUAAUCACGAUCUAAUUACAUAUAAGAAUGGUCGGCAGAGAAAGCAAGUUGGUCCUUCCCUCCACCAUUCUCUAAACUUGAAGGACGGUGCCAUGACACCGAUGAGCAUCUCUGAGACAGAAGUAGACGGGGUAACAGACAACCUCAUCGCAGGGUCAGACCCCGAGGAGAAGAUGCAUCCCAAAGUGCGUCGAGGUAUUCGGACCGAGUUGUGGAACGUGCUGCUUCUUCUCUUCCUCUAUGUGCUGCAAGGGAUUCCCCUUGGACUGGCUGGCAGCAUUCCGCUGAUUUUACAGAGUAAGAACGUCAGCUACAAGAACCAAGCUGUCUUUAGCUUUGUUUUUUGGCCAUUUAGUCUCAAGCUUUUAUGGGCACCGCUGGUGGAUGCUCUCUACUUCACCAAGUUUGGUAGAAGAAAAUCGUGGCUGGUACCCACGCAGUACCUACUGGGCCUCUUCAUGCUCUACCUUUCUCUACAAGUUGACUCACUGCUGCAGAGCAAGGGAGGCCCGAAUGUGGUCGCGCUGACAACGGUCUUCUUUAUGCUCGCAUUUCUGGCAGCCACGCAGGACAUUGCUGUCGAUGGCUGGGCGCUAACAAUGCUAUCGCGAGAGAACGUCGGCUAUGCAUCCACGUGUAACUCGGUGGGCCAGACCGCUGGCUACUUUCUGGGUAACGUGCUCUUUUUGGCGCUGGAGUCUGCCGAUUUCUGCAACAAAUACCUCAGAACGGAGCCCAAGGAGAUUGGAAUUGUCACCUUGGCAGACUUCCUGUUUUUCUGGGGAGUGGUGUUCCUGCUUUCCACAACGCUGGUGGCCAUCUUGAAAAGUGAGAACGAGCCUCGCAAAGACAGGGGGAAAGAUCCCGAGGCGACGCAGGGGGUUUUCCAAACCUACAAGUUGCUCUUCACUAUCGUCAAGAUGCCGGCCGUCUUCACCUUCUGUUUGCUGCUGCUCACUGCCAAAAUCGGCUUCUCUGCAGCUGAUGCGGUGACCGGUCUGAAGUUGGUGGAGGCCGGCGUUCCGAAGGCGCAGUUGGCUUUGCUGGCCGUGCCUAUGGUGCCUCUGCAGAUCCUUCUACCGGUGUUGAUCAGUAAAUACACAGCAGGGCCCAGACCGUUGGAUGUCUUCUACAAAGCCUUCCCUUUAAGGUUAAUGGUUGGCCUGGGCUUCGCUCUGCUUGUUGCGUGGACACCGAGUGUGCGGCAAGAAGAAGGCUUCCCCGUUUACUACUACGUUGUUGUACUGCUCAGCUAUGCGGCGCACCAGUUGGCUUUAUACAGCAUGUAUGUCGCCGGUAUGGCCUUCCACGCCAAAGUGAGUGACCCACUCAUAGGGGGAACCUACAUGACAUUGCUGAACACAGUCACUAACCUGGGAGGAAACUGGCCCUCCACCCUUGCACUUUGGUUGGUGGAUCCGCUCACAAGCAAGGAGUGUCGGGGCGCUGUCAACCAAACUUGUGUCUCGCCGGAGGCAGCAGGGCUGUGCGUCAAGGAAGGUGGCGCCUGCGUCACAACGCUAGACGGUUACUAUGUGGAGUCAGUGGUAUGCAUGCUGAUUGGCUUUGCCUGGUGGGUGUGGUUAGGGCCGAAGUUGAAGAGGCUGCAGGAUCACAGUCCAGCUGCGUGGAGAUGCAGAGUUGCAGUUGAUGACUAAACUAGUCCUAUUUUCUUUCUUUUUUCUUUUUCUCCUCAUGCAAAUCAACAUCUGAAUGCUGGACCCUUUAAUUUUGGUAUCUUUUUGCAUCGGGCCUUUUGUUUCUUUGCUGAGGAGUGACCAAAUCAUGACCAAAUCAGCCGGCUCGAACACUAUCAAAUAAGGAUCCACUACCAUAUGCAUCCUAAGGAAAGAAUGUUCACAGUCCCACCCAAAAACUAUGCAACGUACCUGACGGAUCACCUUCUGGUUUUCUUUAUUAACUGAUGGGAAAGAAACAACAAUUUUAAGUGGAUCACAUAGUUUCUUUGUGUGCUUUGGUGGGAAAUUGUUGAAAA
Messenger RNA from Syngnathus acus (greater pipefish), 2186 nucleotides. RefSeq names its product solute carrier family 33 member 1 (gene slc33a1). The transcript has 10 exons. Gene Ontology annotation, cellular component: membrane. The coding region runs from base 181 to 1848 and encodes 555 amino acids. Lineage: Eukaryota; Metazoa; Chordata; Actinopteri; Syngnathiformes; Syngnathidae. The record is from RefSeq and is a predicted model, not a curated record. Gene Ontology annotation, molecular function: acetyl-CoA transmembrane transporter activity.